This is a messenger RNA of Phytophthora nicotianae INRA-310, 819 nucleotides long. RefSeq lists its product as hypothetical. The record is from RefSeq and is a predicted model, not a curated record. NCBI's taxonomy places the organism in Eukaryota, Oomycota, Peronosporomycetes, Peronosporales, Peronosporaceae. The transcript has a single exon. Bases 1 to 282 code for a protein of 93 amino acids.
AUGGGUGCGCUGAAGCUUGAAGUGAUUGCGAGUUAUUUCGAUCAAGAUGACGACGAAAUCGAUCCGUACGUCGUUUGUGAGGGAGUCUCCGUUACUGCAUUCAAUAAGUAUGUUGGGGACGGCGAAGGACUGCGGAUUCCACUUCGAUUUUUCGUCCUCUAUGAUGGGCGUAUCGUGAUUGUCGAACUUCCAACGGAAGUGCAUGAGAGUACUGCGGCAGAAUUCACGAGCAAAUUCCUCGGUGCGGCAGGAAAUGAAGACGAGAUAGGAAAACGUGGCUAGAUGACAGCGAGAAGAGCUGCCAACCCGAACAAGGAGGCCGAUGCAACAUUUAGAUCGACGCUGAACCGAACACCACUUCCGACACCUCGCACCGUUGCUAAUUGGGUGACAUAGGCUGCAAGACAAAAUUCAUGACGACGCGCAGAUCGACAACGGCGGUUGCAUUUACACCAGUUGGGAGCGCUUGAUUCGCAGGGAUCGACAAGAUCCGGCGCAUGUCGAAGGAGACAUUGGCAGCAGCUCCAGCAGCGUUGUGUCGAAAUGUUCCACUUGCAGUUGGCGCUGGCAGAGUGCCAAGUACGGCGAUGUCAUAAAGCGCGUAUCGCGUUUGAAUACCUUGAGGACUGAUUUUCAACAGCAGAAUAUACUGGAUUCCACUGUAAUUGCACCACCAUUGAGCUGCUGCUUCCAGACUCGCCCAAGUCUGAGAUCUUCCAACCUCCACUGCCUAUGUCACCCAAUUACCAACGGUGCGAAGUGUCGGAAGUGGUGUUCGGUUCAGCGUCGAUCCAAAUGUUGCAUCGGCCUCCUUGUUUG